AUGACCAUUCAGAGCAACGCGACUUGUCGCUGUGGAUUCAUCCUGCAAGGUCUCUCCAACCAGCCAGAGCACGAGCGCCUCUUCCUCCCCAUCUUCUUCUUCUUAUACCUGAUGAUCCUGCUAGGCAACCUGCUGAUCGUCCUCCUGAUCUACCACAAUGUCCGCCUCUACCAGACCCCCAUGUAUUUCCUCCUCAGCCAUCUCUCCUUGGCUGACGUGGGGUUCUCCUCCUCUACCGUCCCCAAGAUGCUGCAUAAUCUACUGACUCAGACCAAAGACAUAUCUUAUGGUGGGUGCCUGUCUCAGAUGUUCUUCUUCUUGGGCUUUGGGAACACGGAAAGUUUCCUCCUGUCCUCCAUGGCCUACGAUCGCUACGUGGCCAUCUGUCACCCGUUUCGUUACGCCGUUCUGAUGAAUCAGAGGAACUGUCUCCUCUUGGCUUCCGGCUGUUGGCUUUUGGGCUUCCUCCACUCCCUGCUCUACACGGCGUUGAUGUCUCGCCUUUCGUUCUGUGCCUCCCGGCAGAUCCCCCACUAUUUUUGCGACCUGCACCCCUUGAUUAAGCUCUCCUGCUCGGACACCUCGGCGAUUCAGAUGACGACCCUCACCGAGGGGACGGUGACCAUGGUGGGACCCUUCGCCGUCACCAUCCUCUCCUAUGCCCUCAUUUUCCACAAGGUCCUCAAGAUUCCCUCAGCGGCUGGGAAGCGCAAAGCCUUCUCGACCUGCGGUGCCCACCUGACCACGGUGGUUCUGUUUUUCGGCACUGUGAUUGCUGUGUAUGUCCGCCCCUCCGCCACGUAUUCUGGCACCAAGGUCCGGGUGAUGUCUGUGGCGUACACAGCUGUGACUCCCAUGCUCAACCCCUUCAUCUACAGCCUGAGGAACACGGAGAUCCAGCAGGCUCUGAGGAAGUGCCUAGGGGCCGUCUGA
Messenger RNA from Gekko japonicus, 933 nucleotides. RefSeq names its product olfactory receptor 1L4-like. Gene Ontology annotation, molecular function: G protein-coupled receptor activity; olfactory receptor activity. Gene Ontology annotation, cellular component: membrane. Bases 1 to 933 code for a protein of 310 amino acids. The transcript has a single exon. Gene Ontology annotation, biological process: G protein-coupled receptor signaling pathway. The record is from RefSeq and is a predicted model, not a curated record. Lineage: Eukaryota; Metazoa; Chordata; Lepidosauria; Squamata; Gekkonidae.